AUGGACGACGAAGAAUUGCCAUCAGAAUCCACAUCACGUCCAAUUUUUCGUCGAAAUGUCCAGAAAAAUAUUAGUUCAACAAAUGCAAAUACAUCAAGUGGUACGUCUUCAAAAUUUCCUAAUAAAAAAGUUAAAUUAAUUUCAACAGCACACACAAAAAAAUCUACUAAAAAACCAGCAAAACAACCUGUUUCAAGAAAAAAAAAGACUUAUCUUCAAUCAACACCAAAAACCAAAAGAUCAACAACACUUAUUGAUAAUUCUAUUAGUACAGAUGAUGAUAUGCAUGAUGAUUAUACUCAAACAACAGUACAACAAUCCAAUCUUAAUGAUUCAUUUGCUAGUGGGAGAACGGAUAACAAUGUUUCCAAUGAACAAUCAGAUGUGAUGGCGAAAAAAACUACUCAAACAAAAGAAGAUGUAUGGAAAUGCUUCACAAGACAAAGCAAUGGAGAUUUUCAAUGUAAUUUAUGUGCAGAUCCUCCAAAAGUAUUUCCAAGAAAAAACGAAAUAACUGAUACAAAUCUUCGAAGUCAUCUUGGAAGAACACAUAAAUUAACCGAAUUUCUUUAUCCAUCACAACGUUCAAAAAAAGAACCAAAAGAAUAUAAUGCAUUUUAUCACAGAAAAAAAGAUUUAAAUACAGCUGCUAUUCAAGCAAUUGUACAAGAUUCUCAUGCUUUUAAUAUAUUUCAUAAAUCAGGAAUCCAGAAAUUUCUUUCUUUAGCUGUUCCCGGUUAUCGGGGGCCUACAAGACAAACAGUUGCUAAACGAUUGCAACAUAUGUAUAAAAAACAUCGGCAAACAAUCCGUGAUGAUUUUUCAAAUGUUUCUGAUAUUUCUUUAUCAGCUGAUGUAUGGAAAACCAAUCGUCGGGAUCAUUUCAUUUGUUUGUCUGCACACUAUUAUGACGACCAUUAUCUAUCACAUUCGAAAAUUAUUGCUUUUCGACGAUUUUUAGGCAAACAUUCAUCUGAUCGAAUAGAGCGGUUUAUUAUUAAUGAAAUCGAAAAACUUAAUUUAGAAACAAAAAUAUGUUCAUUAACUACUGAUAAUGGAAGUGAUAUUCGAUCAGCUUCAAGAAAUAAACCAAUAUUUGGAAUAAGAAUAUCAUGUUUUAUUCACAUCUUGAACUUGAUUGUUCGUAAUGGUCUUUGGUUGUUCGAUACACCGAACAAACUAAAUUUAAAUUCAUUACCAACAACAAACAUCAUCACAUCUACUACAACACCAUCAACAUCGAGCACCACAAUAUCAAUUCCAUCAUCAUUCACAUCGAGCAUCACAACAUCAAAUUCAUCAUCAAUUCCAUCACCAUCACAAUCUAAUCAAACAUCAUCAACAUCAAAUCAAUCAUCGUCAACAUCGAAUAAAUCAUCAUCAACAUCAAAUCGAACAUCAUCAGCAUCAAAUCGAACAUCAUCAACAUCAAAUCGAAUAUCGUCAACAUCGAAUGCUGCUAAAUCUAACAUAUCAACAUUAAUAUGUACUGAUUCGUCAACAGAUGAUGAUUAUGACUAUACAAUAAAUGACAGUGAAGUUACUGAUGAUAGUGGAAGUGAUAUUGCAAGUAAACAUAGUGAUCGUGAUAGUUCCUGUUGUAGUACAUCAACAGCUACAUCUUCAUUAAAUGAUGAAUCAGAUUUUUUAUCUUCAAGUAGUACUGAUGAGGAUGAUGAUGUUUUAAAUCCGUCAUUGUUAUCAGCAAUAGAUGAAGAAAAAGAAUUACUUAACAAAGCAUGUGUCGAUUCAACAAUUCUGUUAUUAAAAGUUCAUAUUAUUCUUAAACGACUUCGAAAACUUAUCCGAAUGAUACAUCAAUCAAGUGUUAUAAAUCGAUAUGUUGAGAAACAAAUGAAAUCAAAAUUAGAAAAAGAAAAUUUAAAUCGUCGAUCUAAUAACCAAAAACCGAUAAAGUACAAGGGAUUGAAAAUUUCGUCAUUUCUUGAUCCAUCAACAUAUCGUUUCUUAACUUGUGAUGAUAAAAUAGAAGCAGAAACUAUUAUAAUCAAUGAAGCCAAAGCUCAUUAUGCAAAAGUAAAUGCUAAUUCAUCAUCAUCAAAUCAAUCAUCAACUGUAACACCAAUAAAUAAAAAUGAACAACAAGAUAAUCAAUCAAUUUUUUUGCAAAAUUUAUUUAUUGCAUGCGGUUUUGAAGCACAAACAACAACAUCAAUUUUCAAACCAUCAACAAUAAAAGAAGAACUUGCUCAAUAUGUUGCAACAAUUAGUUCAUAUCAAAGUUUCAGUCAAUAUUGGUAUGAAAAGAAAGAUUGUUUACCUAUUCUGUCUUCAAUCGUUCGUAAAUACAACAUUAUGUGCUCAACAUCUAUUGACUGCGAAAGUACUUUCAGUAUCGCUGGCUUUGUCCAGCGUAAAAAUAGAUCUAGUUUAUCUCCAUCUACUUUAAGAUACUCAAUGUUGUUACGUGAACAAAACAAAUAA
Rotaria sp. Silwood2 is the source of this 2445-nucleotide messenger RNA. The record is from the annotation of a GenBank genome assembly. NCBI's taxonomy places the organism in Eukaryota, Metazoa, Rotifera, Eurotatoria, Philodinida, Philodinidae.